AUGAGCAUGUUUCGCGAAUUUUUCGAGCUGGUGCUGGAGCACAUCGGCCUGAUGGGGGAUUUGGAGUUUGAGCUGGCGCCGCAGGUCGAGGUCACCUUCAACAAGAACAGGGGUAGGGAGUUGGUGGUGCACCUCAUCAACAUGUCCGGGGCGAGGGGUCGGAAUUUUGGCCAGCAUCUGCCCAUUCCUGCUGGCAAGAUCAAGAUGAGAAAUGGCGGUCAGGGAGUAAAGAUGAGGACAUUGGUUGGGAGUAUGACGUUUGAGGUCGAGCAGGGUGUGGUUGGUCUGCCUGGCAUUGACCCGUUCGAGGUGGCUGUCAGUCAGGGCUUGUGA
This is a messenger RNA of Pyricularia grisea, 333 nucleotides long. RefSeq lists its product as uncharacterized. Bases 1 to 333 code for a protein of 110 amino acids. The transcript has a single exon. The record is from RefSeq and is a predicted model, not a curated record. NCBI's taxonomy places the organism in Eukaryota, Fungi, Ascomycota, Sordariomycetes, Magnaporthales, Pyriculariaceae.